This is a messenger RNA of Theileria annulata, 924 nucleotides long. RefSeq lists its product as uncharacterized. NCBI's taxonomy places the organism in Eukaryota, Apicomplexa, Aconoidasida, Piroplasmida, Theileriidae. The transcript has a single exon. Gene Ontology annotation, biological process: mRNA splicing, via spliceosome. The record is from RefSeq and is a predicted model, not a curated record. Bases 1 to 924 code for a protein of 307 amino acids. Gene Ontology annotation, cellular component: post-mRNA release spliceosomal complex.
AUGGAUGAUAAAUUGUAUAAAUUGAAUUAUUUAGAGGCGGAAAAGUUGAGAAGGAAGAUUCUAUCAGAGUACGGGCUGGAAUCACAUGAGUUACCACAUGCUAAGUAUAAAAAUAAGUGUAAUUUCGUAAUUAUUGAUAAAAAGGUGAAUAAAUCAUAUAAAAAUUGGGAAGAUUAUGAAAAGGUUGGUAAACCAGCACCUAACAAGUGUUACUACUGUAAUAUCAAGUACAGUGGAGUAAUGAGUUUGGUUUCAAUGUCAGAAUCAAUAAUGCUAGUGAUGGAGAGUAUGAGGAAUUGUAUACUUGAAGAUCAGCUGGUAUUGGCUCCAAUCACUCAUGUGAUGAACACUCUUUUUCUGGAUGAAAUCGCAUACACUGAGCUCAGAAAUUACCAAAAAACACUCGUUUAUAUGUUCCAACAAGUGAAUAAGUUUGUAGUUUUCUCAGAAAUAUCAACUACACGGAAUAAUUCAAAGAAUAGACCCAAUUUACAAAGUAGAUACGAGUCACAAAAUAGAGUCGACAUACAAAAUAGAUCAGAGUUACACCAUUGUAGAAUAGAAUGUUAUGGAUUAGAUAAAAGAUAUUAUGAAGAUGUAAAAUGUUAUUUUUCAAAGGCAAUUGAUGAAAUAGGAUCAAAUUGGAGUGAAAAUAAACGGUUGGAAGUUACUGGUAAAACAGGUGUUAGGGGUUUAAUACCUCAGGGAUUCGACUACAUUCAUGUUGAUUUCUCAUUAACAGGUGAAGCAAUGGCUAAAGUAAUUGAUAAUCCCAGCACUGUAAAGAAUAGUUUCUCAAGAGAUUUAAUCGCAUCAGUUCUUAAUUUAGAUCAACUAGAACGUAAAUUCACACAUACUCAAGAAUAUACCCAAGCCAUUGAUGAUAUAAGAAAACAAUAUAAAUCAUAUGAUUGGACUAAUUAA